CGCACAGGCUCGAAAACCAGGGCCAGACUGACUUGGCAGCUCCCCUGGGGAAAGGGAUAUCCCUUCCCUUGAGCCUAUUUUUCUGACGGACUGGAGGAGCUAGUCGUCGUGAGAAAUGCCCAGCUCUGUGUCUGGGGUUGAGGGGUGACCCCGGAUUUUCUGGGGUUGUUUACAUAUAAGAUGGCGGGCUUGGUCUGGGGGUGGGGACUUUCCAUUCCCCCCUGCGAGAAUCUUAGGCUGACGAUACGCUGAUUUUUCGACGCAAUGGACGAUAAAAAAGUUGUUCUGGAGAGCGCCAGUAGCGAGGAAUUGGAGCAGGGAGCGGUCGUCCAGUCGGCUGGGUAUGAUCAGAAGGCGACGAAGCAGUUGAUUCGGAAGAUCGACUGGGUGUUGAUUCCGUGGCUCGCGUUUCUCUAUCUCCUCAGUUUUCUCGAUCGGACGAAUAUUGGAAAUGCGCGUCUGGCCGGGCUGGAGGAGGAUUUGGGCAUGUCGGGCCUCGACUACAAUGUGGCCCUCGCCAUCUUCUUCCCCUUCUACGUCGCCGCCGAAAUCCCCUCCAACCUGAUGAUGAAGAAGUCUCGACCGGCCAUCUGGAUCCCCAUCAUCAUGCUGGCCUGGGGUGUCGUCUGCUCGUUGAUGGGUCUGGUCAACAACUACGGGGGUCUGUUGGCCGCUCGAGCAGCUCUGGGUAUCGCCGAGGGUGGACUCUUUCCUGGUGUGACAUUCUACAUCACCAUGUGGUAUAAACGCCACGAGUGCGGCCUCCGCAUGGCCAUCUUCUUCUCCGCCGCCACGGCAGCCGGUGCCUUCGGUGGCCUCCUGGCGCGAGGCAUCGUCGAAAUGGACGGCCUUGGAGGCAAAGCCGGGUGGGCGUGGAUCUUCAUCAUCGAAGGACUAGUCACCUUCGCUGUCGCAAUCGCCGCCUUCUUCAUCAUGAACGACUACCCCGACACGGCCAAAUUCUUAACCCAGGAAGAGCGCACGGAAGUGCAGCGCCGCCUGACGGAAGACACCAGCUCGCUGGCCACCGAGUUCAGCAUGAAAUACUUCUGGGACGCCGUCAAGGACUGGAAGAUCUGGGUGCACAUGUUCAUCACCAUCGGCAUCUACACGCCGCUGUACUCGUUCUCGCUCUUCCUGCCCACCAUCGUCAAGACCCUGGGCUACUCCAACACCACCGCCCAGCUGAUGACCGUGCCGCCGUACGUCGUCGCCUGCGUGUUCUGCAUCGGCGGCGGCUUCAUGGCCGAUCGCCAGGGCCAGAGGGGGAUUUAUAUGAUUUUCUUUAAUGUUGUUGCAAUAAUCGGCUUCGUCAUGCUCCUCGCCUCCGACAACAACGCCGUCAAAUACGCGGGCACAUUCUUCGCCGCGACAGGCAUCUACCCGAACGUGCCGCAGGGCGUGGCCUGGAACGGCAACAACAUCGGGGGCUCUGUGAAGCGCGGCGUCGGUAUCGCGAUGCACGUCGGGUUCGGCAACCUCGGCGGCGUCGUGUCCAGCUUCAUCUACCAGAGCAAGGACUCGCCGCAUUUCUACCCGGGGCACGGCACGCUGAUCGGGACGCUGUCGAUGAGCACGGUGCUGUGUAUCUUUAUGACGUCCGCCGUGUGCAACACAGAUUAG
Molecule: messenger RNA, 1623 nt
Organism: Aspergillus steynii IBT 23096
Lineage: Eukaryota; Fungi; Ascomycota; Eurotiomycetes; Eurotiales; Aspergillaceae
Product: MFS general substrate transporter
Exons: 6
Coding region: 265-1623 (452 amino acids)
Biological process (GO): transmembrane transport
Cellular component (GO): membrane
Molecular function (GO): transmembrane transporter activity
Source: RefSeq, a predicted model, not a curated record